AUGCAGAUUCCUCUCAUUCGUCUGCAAUGCGGCUGCAACAGCUACGACUGGGGAAAGAAAGGUAAAGACUCAGCAGCCGCUCGUUAUGCCGCGGCCACCCCUUCCGACACCUUCUCGAUCCAAGAUGAUAAGCCAUACGCUGAGCUUUGGAUGGGUACCCACCCAUCUCUUCCCUCCAAAGAUCUGUCUACUGGCCGCUCCCUCUUGGACAUGGUUUCCGACAACCAAGCUUUGAUAGGCACCGAUAUUGCGACGAAAUACCAGGACAAACUGCCCUUCCUCUUCAAAGUGCUUUCCAUCGCCAAAGCUCUAUCCAUCCAAGCGCAUCCCAACAAGAAACUUGCAGAGCAACUUCACGCUAAGGACCCGAAGAACUACCCGGAUGACAAUCACAAGCCUGAAAUGACGCUCGCCGUCACUCCUUUUGAAGGCCUUUGCGGCUUCCGCCCUCUCAAGGAGAUUGCACACUUCUUAUCAACCAUUCCUCCUCUGCGAUCCCUUGUCGGCGAAGAAGCCUCGGCGGCUCUCGAGAAAGUGGCUUCGAACCCCAACGCCUCUGUGGCAGAGUCCAAGUCCGCUCUGAAAUCCGCUUUCAGCACACUCAUGAAGUCGGACCGAUCUGCAGUGGCAUCCAAGUCCAAGGAACUCGUCUCGCUGGCAGAGUCUGGUGACAUUACGCCUGGUCCCAGUGUCAACACGGCCGAGGAGCUGUGCGAACUCGUCACACGCUGCAACGGUCAAUUCCCCGAGGACAUUGGUCUAUUUGUCCUCUUCUUCCUCAACUACGUCAAGCUCUCACCAGGACAGGCCAUGUACCUCAAGGCUGACGACAUUCACGCCUAUAUCUCCGGUGACAUCAUUGAGUGCAUGGCUUCUAGCGAUAAUGUCAUUCGCGCGGGCUUCACGCCCAAGUUUCAGGACGUCAACACUCUCACAGACAUUCUGACGUACGACCACGAUCCUCCUGAGCAGCAGCUCCUCAAGCCGACAGAUUACCCCUAUGUGAAGCUCAAUCAGAUCGCGUACAGUAGCGGGAGCGAGAGUCGGUUGUACGACCCGCCGAUCGAGGAAUUUAGCGUGGUACGCACCGUCCUCAAGAAGGAUGGGGCGAAAGCGACGUUUGAUGGCGUGGCUGGCCCUAGCAUCAUCAUCUGUACGAGCGGUGAAGGUAAGAUCAGCGUUGGUCCCAAGACGGAGGAGCUCAAGGAAGGAUGGGUCUAUUUUGUCGGUGCUACGGCGGAGCUCGUGCUUGAGAGCGCCAGCGAGGAAUUGGUCACCUUCCGCGCGUUCUGUGAGAUUGACGCUGGUGCCAAGGGGAAUGGGCAUUGA
This is a messenger RNA of Exophiala spinifera, 1329 nucleotides long. Its product is annotated as mannose-6-phosphate isomerase, class I. Lineage: Eukaryota; Fungi; Ascomycota; Eurotiomycetes; Chaetothyriales; Herpotrichiellaceae. The record is from RefSeq and is a predicted model, not a curated record. The coding region runs from base 1 to 1329 and encodes 442 amino acids. Gene Ontology annotation, cellular component: cytosol. Gene Ontology annotation, biological process: carbohydrate metabolic process; GDP-mannose biosynthetic process. Gene Ontology annotation, molecular function: mannose-6-phosphate isomerase activity; zinc ion binding. The transcript is spliced from 4 exons.